Hippoglossus stenolepis (Pacific halibut) is the source of this 2014-nucleotide messenger RNA. It is a transcript of the gene actmap, whose product is annotated as chromosome 4 C19orf54 homolog. The transcript is spliced from 7 exons. NCBI's taxonomy places the organism in Eukaryota, Metazoa, Chordata, Actinopteri, Pleuronectiformes, Pleuronectidae. The record is from RefSeq and is a predicted model, not a curated record. The coding region runs from base 190 to 1095 and encodes 301 amino acids.
GCGUGUUUUCCUCCGGUAAUGAAGACGAAGAAGUGGGACUAACAUGGACAGAACCAGGAGGUAGAAGCUGCUCAGACACAAAGAGACUAAACACCGGGGCUGUUCCCUGAGUAACUGCGGUGGUUUGAUGAGCAGAAAUAGUUAUUCCCUCCUUCAUACGUGGCUUCAUUUGGAAGCACCAGUACGGACAUGUCAGUGGAGUGCUCCCUGUCACCUCCUCCACCACCUCCACCUGCUCCUCCUCCUCCUCCUCCAGCCCCAGCAGAUAGUAAGAAGAAGCUGUAUCAGACCAUAGCCAGCAGCAGGAGACCAGUGGAGGGAGACCACACCGAGGCCUGCUCACUGCUCAGCCAGAGGGACAGCAGUUUUAGGAAGGACCUGCAGUGGAUCCUGGUGAACACAUACGUGCCUUCUCUCAUCCAGGAUGGUCCUCAGUGUGGUCUGGUGGCUUUGUGGAUGGCUGCUCACCUCCGGCAGCCGCGACUGAGUGUCGACAUGGAGGCCGUGGUUCAGACGGCACUGAGCAGAGGAUACACAGCGCAGGGUGAAAUGUUUUCAGCCAACAACAUGGCCCUCCUGGCAGAAGAGGUUUGCAGCUGUAAGGCCGAGCUGCUGUCUGGAGGUUUGAGUGGUGACAAUGCUGCAGCUGUCAUCACACAUCUGUGGGGGAGACAGCCCGUUCUCCUCCCAUACGAUGAGGACUACAACCACGAGCCGUGCCAGCGCAGUGGCCACAGGGCGCACUGGGCCGUCGCCUCAGGAGUUCUCCUCGGGUUGGAUCAGGGGAGUGUGAGCAGUAGUGGCGCCCAGCCUGAUCCCAGUCUUCCCUGGCUUCACAUGCCCAGCGACACCAGUUCCCCUUGUCCCGUCCGCAGCAUGGGGCUCAGAGAGGUUUACGUCCUGGCUAAGCAGGGUAAAAGCCUGCGCUACCAGCUGUGGAGCCUGGACAGCGUAGCUCAGAGCAACGAGCAGCUGAGGACGAUGGACCCUCACAGAGCCAGUGACGGGAUCCGGUAUGUGGUUCCCAGCGGAGACGUGGAGGCUGGGCUGGCUGGACAGGCGGUGCUGCUGCACACGAGGACACAGGGGCAGUAAUAAGUGUUUGCUGCAAUUGAGAACGUGCAGGGAACAAUUCAAAGUAAUAAUGAGAAGCUGAGGGGCAUCACAGUGGGUUCUUAUGAUGCAAUAUGACUGAACCUACAGUAAAUUUACAGGGCUGUGAAAAAUUCUUUAAAGCUGAGUUUCACACUGUAAAUAUACUGUAUUUGGCACAAUACUGAUGCAGCAUGGUUGUUGCGUCUACUAGUGAUGGGUGCUAUGAGAACAUUUAGAGUAAAAUACUAUUUUAAAAAAAACUCAGGGAGAUUUCUCUUCGUAUAAGGCCUCAGUGGAAAAUGUGGGUAAAUUAUAAGUAAUAUAAAGAUGAAUGAGAGGCUCUCGAAAUGCUGUUUGUCCUAAAGAACACAUUAACUCUGUGUUACCUCAUUAAUGUUCAGCAAAAAAUCUGAUCAUGAUCUCCGUAUGAAGUGCCUGUGGUGUAAACAUGAGGUGUCUGUUAUUUAUUGACCUGAAUAGCACAUGACAUUAUAUAUUAAUUACACAAUGCAAAGCUCACAGUGGUGCAGGCUCUGCUUUGAUCCUAUGCAGAAGCCGUGUCUGACACAUGCUCUAAGUGGUUCACUAGUUACAAAAGAAUGUAGCUGACCGAUAUGAGAUAAAUAAUGUGUGUUUUGAACAUGACAGCAUGUAAAGCUGUUCAAGUAGACCUCCCAAAUUAAAAUGUGAAAUUAUGACAAUGCAAAUGGACAAAAUAUGAGUAUUUUAAUCACAAUUAUAAAUUACAUAUAAUGUGAAAAGACUUGUUACACACCCAUAGACCAGAACAACUGAAUUUUAACUAAGAAACUGCUGCUGUUUUUAUGGAGAAUUACAUGUUUGUGUUGCAGGUUUACAACAUGAUGAAAUCAUCACAGAGUGAAUGUGAUAUUUAUACAAUAAAUGGUUUUAACUAGGA